Molecule: messenger RNA, 5371 nt
Organism: Photinus pyralis (common eastern firefly)
Lineage: Eukaryota; Metazoa; Arthropoda; Insecta; Coleoptera; Lampyridae
Product: nuclear pore complex protein Nup214-like
Exons: 11
Coding region: 227-5287 (1686 amino acids)
Biological process (GO): protein import into nucleus; RNA export from nucleus
Cellular component (GO): nuclear pore
Molecular function (GO): structural constituent of nuclear pore; protein binding
Source: RefSeq, a predicted model, not a curated record
AUCGCCCAUCUGAAACUUAACCUAUCUUUCAUUUGGAAAUAUUUGUACUUUUUAGCGUUUUGAACGUUACGAUUUUCGUGAAUAGUUAUGCCUUGAACAAAACCGCAAACAUAAUAUUUAAAAUUGUGCUAUUAAUUGUGCAAAACUGUGUUUUAAUUUUUACUGUGUCCUUUAGCAACGUUAUGUCAAGAUUUUAGAAUUUGUUAAAGAAAUAAUCUCUAAGAAGAUGGCUAAACAAGCGCCAAACCCCAUUGAUGUUCAGGAUUUUCAAUUCAAACUGCAUUGCCGAUUGAACGUAUUCACCAACGCUGAUAAUGCAGCGUUUAACACACCAUGUCAUUUACUGGCAAAUUCAAGCAGAUUUGGGCUCAUUUUUGUCGGAACCUCAUCGCCCAAUUUUCAAGUGAUCCAAAUCAGCGCUAUCGAGAAGAGUUUACAAAAAGAAGUCGAGUUGAAUGAGUAUCCACGCAGGAUUAUCACACUACCUUCUCCCCCAAAACACCUAUCAAUAAAUUGCGACAGCACAAAGCUGGCGGUUGUAGUCGAGAAAAAUGGCUCCCCCUUUGCUCUCAUUUACGAAACCGCUUCUUUUAUGAAACAAACAGCUGUUAUAACUCAAGAAAUACGACUUUCGACAACUCCUGGGGUUUGUGUUACUCAAAGCAUGUGGAAUCCUACAAUUCCAAAUAUAUUUACGGCUUGCAAGAGUGAUGGUACAGUAGGUUUAUACGAAUUAAAAGAAACCGGCCUAGAGAUAAAAGAGUUACCGGCCGAAUCGCAAGCAUUGUGCAUCUGUUGGAGUCCAAAGGGAAAACAACUGGCGGUCGGUUCGUGUCUUGGCAAAAUUACGCAAUACAAACCGGAUCUGAAAGCCAUGAAAUCGGUAAAUCCGCCGCCGUCCGAUGGGCCGCUAGCUGUAAUCGCCGUCGAAUGGAUAUCGAGCUUUCAGUUCAUCGCCCUGUAUAAAGUCGCAGGCUCGGAAACGUGCGCACUUUUCGUGGUUGAUGCGCCCAAGGUGGGAGAUGUGGUGUUUACAAAUUACGAAGACAUUUGCUACAGUAAUGGAAACAUUCGACCUGUGCAAUUUUAUACUAUACAUCAAUCUGUUUGGAACAUACUCCUUGUGGCAUCAUCAAACAGUAUGGAAGUGGGAGUUUUGGGCAGUGAGAAAGAACAGUGGACACAAUGGAUCUUGUCAGAUGUUGCCAGAGCGGAGUUACCCUUGAGUGCAAACAAACAAGAAACGUUGCCGAUAGGAUUAGUUCUCGAUACAUCUCCAGUAGACCCCAUUAUAUGGGGUGAACAUUCUUUGCCGCCGGCUCCAUUUUUAUUCCUUCUGUCACACUACGGCGUAUUGUGCUGCUUUCGGAUGAUAAACAUAAAGAGUGGCGUUUCGUCGAUUUGUCAGGCACCGGAAUCAUUUGCUGAUAACAGCGGUCUAAGCUUAUUUACAAAAGCUGCUAACCCGGUGAAUCUUAAAGUGGAAGCGCCAAAACAGAGCAUGCCGUUACCUUCGGCAAAUGUUCAACCGAUAAUCAAAUCAACAGCUCCAUCACUGUUUAAAGAUGCGUCUUCGUUAAUUGCUCAACCGCUGUUUAAGGAUGCAACGUUGCCACCACCACCACUCUUUAAGAAUGAUUCAGUUACAACAGCUGCAUUUCUUUCAAAACCAACCCUAACUCCUGCUCCCAUAAUAUCAGUACCACAACCCUCUAUUCCCUCAACUCCCGCGUCCAAAUUUAGUACCAUAAAGCCAUCUGCGCCACCUACGUCUAGUUCUGAGACUAGUAACACACAAGUGAGUGAAACAAAAGCUUUACCAGAAGAAACCGAUCUCUUAGUUUCGAAGUUAAUUCGCGAAGAAUGUGAAAUUUUAGAAAAGGAAUUGCAAACCUUACUCUCCAAAGGACACUCAUUAAAAAUUCAACUGGGAACAGAUUCAGAAGCAGUUCAGCUUGUUCAAAAUGCGGACUCCAUGCAAAAUUUUCUUAAAGAGGUUGUCGAAAAUAGUACAGUUCAAGCUGCUGAGGUACAUUCAUUAAAACAAGCACUGAUUCAAACAUGGGCAUGGUACGAGGACGCACGGUCUCGAUAUACACUGAGUCAGGAAGCCACACUAGAGGCGCUCCUGCGCGUCGAACAAUUGGAUCCUGUCUCACAACGUCGUUUAUCUAAUAUACAGUACCUAACCUACUAUCUCGAAUCUCAACUGAUUCAGGCGAACCGUGUCCUAGACGAACAAUGGGAAAACUUUCAAGAUUCGUGCAAGAAAACUUGCAAGCUGAAAAUUCCUACUAUCGAAACAAUCUAUCAAACGAUGGUGCGACAAAACGCGAUACAUCAGAAACAGAAAUAUGUACUGAAAGAUAUAGCAAACCGAAUCCGAACCCAACGUAGGAAAGCGAACGGUCAACCUCUAUUCGUAUCUCUAAAUCACGUGGAUCAGUUAGAGAGGGAUCUAUUACAGUUACAGCUGGAUCCGCAAAACAUAAUGCAUGCGCAAUACGAACGAGUUCUUGAAACUCAAAGGAAACUUACAGGGAAUAAAGUGAGAAAAUUAGGAAGGUUACUAUUGGAAAGGGACAUAACGCAUAUAUCGGUUAAUAAACCUCAACUGUCGAAUACGUCGUUACAAACGCUACUGAAUAGCAGCGCUCAGAUUAAACACAAGGAGGAAACCACGAUUUUAGGCGCCGAUUUGUCACCCAUACCUACCAAUAAGUGGACAUCGCCAACACCUCAAAACACCAAUGUAGUUCAGUCAACUCCAAAGAUAGUGCCAUUGACAGAGAAGAAGAAAGAUGAAGAGCAAAAAGAAAUUUCACCAAAGAUCUUGAUUGAGCCAAGCCGUGUUUCGAAAGAAGAUUCGACUACCAAAGCAGUAGGUGCCAACAGUACUGAACCAUCGAAGCCGAUGCAGUCUUUUAAUUUUCAAUUCUCCUCAAAUACCUCAGCUGUUGUUACAUCAAAUGUACCCUCAUCUACGUUUACAUUUACCAAACCUACAGCGACGGCGCAAAGUAAAUCUGAUACAAACGCAACUUCGCUCUUCCAGUUUACGCCCUCUACUACCUCUGUGAUGCCCCAGUUUAGUUUUUCAUCAACAUCAUCGUUACCUUCAAUGUCUUCCUCGACUAAACCCUUUUUUUCAAGUGUGCCGUCAUCAACGACUGCUGUGGAAAGCAAACCUCUGACAACCACAGUCAGUUCGGCGUUUGUCCCCACAACACAACUAUCGUUCUCGUUUACCGCAAAGUCGGAGGCUCCAUCUUUAGGUACAAAUACUGUCAAACCAUCACCGACUUUCAAUUUUUCUGCGCCGAUUACUGGAACUGCCUUAUCAAUAAGUAAAGUUACGUCUCCUAAAACACCUACAGCAACUACUAGUUCGGCAACGCUUUUCAAAUUUAGUUCGCCUAAAACGACCACAGUCACAAAUACAACUACCGGGGGCGCAAUUUUUAAUUUUAAAUCUCCAAUCUCGAUAUCUGCAAUACCAACACCGGCUGCGGUGACGGUAACACCUGUAAGUGCGACUGCCAAAUUACCUGCUGAACCUGCGGUAAGCACAAGCGCAUUCAGUUUUGCAAGUGUUACUUCGGCACCAAACUCCGUAUUCACUUUCAAACCUUCCGUUUCACAACCUCCGGCAUUUGAAUUUUCAAAUGUCUCGAGUGAUGCGGUGAAAGCUGUGACGAAUGCACAAGUUUCUCUUACCAAGGCUACUACUACGACAUCUACGUCUGCAGUUACCACUUCUGUUAAAUCUAUUUUUACACCUGUAAUGACAACAACUGCAGAUACUACCACUGGGAAAGAAGAUGUGGCAGUGGCAGUUGCAUCUUCUUCAUCAAUCUUCAGUAGCAUAACAACCACUGCUUCUAAAACAACGGCACCAACUAUAUUUGGAAACGCUACUGUUGCGAUUACUACCACACCCAGUAAUCUUUUCGCCACAACAGUUACACCAGCAACCAAUGUGACAAUUACACCUACUUUUAGCUCGGUCACCACCACUUCAUCAGAGACUGCUGCUCCAACUUCAUCAGCACCAUCAUUUCCAUUGACUGCCGUGACUGAAUCCUUAUAUGGAACUGCUGUUUCGAGUACCAGUUCAGUAUUUACACCACCUGCUUUUAACGCAGCUUUCACACAACCUCAGGCAACUCAAUCUUCCAUAUUUGCUCAACCAACUACCACAGUUGCCUCAUCCCCAAUGUUUGGUGAAGUCGCAACAACUACAACCGGCGUAUUUGCACCUCAACAAAGUGGUUCUGUGUUUGAUAAACCUGCUUUUGGGAGCGCUCCCACUUUUGGUGCUCCUGCCGCUACUACGACAAACAUCUUUGGUACACCUGCUCCAUCCGCCUCAGUGUUCGGGUCCAACACUUCAAUAUUUGGAAAUUCUACUACCCCAUCGACCGGAUUUGCACAACCUAGCUCGACGUUCAGCUUCUCAGCGGCCGCCGCCAAUAUUCCCAAUUCAGAUACGAAAUUUGGAUUUUCGAAACCGGCAUUUAGUUUCGGAAAUACGGCGCAGGGCGCAGAAGGUGGACCGUUCAGUUUUAACAGUCUAAACGUUGGCGCGCCUAGCACGACCGCCAGCACCAGUCCCAUGAAUUCGGCAUUCGGGCAGCCAAGCAACGCGAAUCCCUUCGCCAAGAAUGUUUCGCAAGAACAGAAACCGUUCGGCGGAGGAAGUCUGUUUGGAAGCUCACCGUCCGCCACAUCUUCCUCAAUAUUUGGAGGAGGAGCCUCUGCGCCAGGCGGUGGUAUGUUUGGAAGCCCUUCACAGCCGGCUUUUGGUUCCACGCCCGCGUUUGGAGGCGGUGCGGCCUUUGGGCAGUCGCCCACCUUUGGACAAUCGAAUUUCGGAUCUUCGUUUGGCAGUCCCCAGCCGUCGUCGGGAAUGUUUAGCGGCGGCGGUACACAAUCGGUCGCGCAAACCGGUUUCGGCGCGUUCAGUCAAACGCCACAAAAGUCGACCGGAUUUGGCGGAGCACCCGUUUUUGGAGGUUCACCUAGUGCCGGUUUUGGAGCACCGGCAAGUUUCGGCGGAGCUGCAUCCAGCUUUGGAACGCCACCUGGCGCGUUUGGUGGUAAAAUUUUCGGAGAGGCACCUACUACUGGAGGAGCAUUUGCGGGAACUGGUCAGCAGCAGAACUCCACAUUUGCAAAUUUAGCGUCACAAAGCACCGUUGGAUUUGGAUCACUCGCCCAACAGUCCCAGCCGCUACAAAACCAGUCGCCUUUCUCAAACAGUUCCUCAUUUUCAACAUGGCGCUAAACACAAGCAUCUGUAUUUUUUAAAUGAAAUGUAAUUUUAUUGAUGAAAAUAUUAACGAUUAAAUAAAAAACUGUUUUCUACAUA